AUGACGGCCGAGUACGAGCACAGUGACUUUCGGAAGCGAUCGCGUAGAACGAAGAGCGUAACGAGGGCGGAGGAGAUCAAAAAAGCGGAACAGAUGGUCCGCAGAUCGCAGCCUGACAAGCCAUGUCAUCGUCCUAGAGACAGUCUUUUUUCGUGGAGCUCUGGCUUUGACAACUUCACGGGAUUUGUCAACUGGGGCUUCCUACUGUUGGGCAUUGGCGGUAUCCGGUUACUGCUGGAAAAUUUCAUAAAAUAUGGAAUAAGAGUGGAUCCUAGACAAUGGUUUAUUUUCCUUAGCGGUAAAAGCGAUGGCGGUGAAGAAUAUCCCUCAUUGUUGCUGAUUUGUUAUUCCACCGUACCAGUGGCCCUUUGUCUGCUGAUCGAGAAAGGACUGUCUGUGAAUAUCAUAGCUCACGGCCCAGGGAUGGUGUUCCACGUCAUAAACCUCAUCGUGACGGUACUGAUGCCGAUGGUGGUCAUUCACGUGAAGGAUUCCGGAUUCAGUCUGGUUGGUGCGAUGUACGUGUGCAUGCUAUACGCUAUACUCUUUCUAAAGUUAUGGUCGUAUAUACAAGUGAACAUGUGGUGCCGUUUGAGUAGCCGAAAGAAAACCACGCAAGGCAGAAUGAGACGUCAGUUGUCCUACAGUAAUCUUCAAUCUUCCAGCAUUAAACAAAGUGCAAAUGAUGCCAAUGACUUUGAGCACAAGAUGAGCGAUCACGGAAAUACAUUGGUACAAUAUCCUGACAACUUAAACUUCGCCGAUCUUUAUUACUAUAUAUUGGCGCCUACUUUAUGCUAUGAAUUGAACUUUCCUAGAACGCAGCGGAUUCGUAAGAGGUUUCUUAUAAAACGAAUAUUGGAAGUCGUUGUAGGAUGCCAGGUAGUGAUGUCUCUUUUUCAACAGUGGAUGAUACCUUCCGUGAAAAAUUCAUUGAUUCCCUUUAGCAAUAUGGACGUAGCCAAGGCCUCCGAGCGUCUUCUCAAGUUAGCGAUACCGAAUCAUUUGGUGUGGCUUUGUUUCUUCUACUUGAUAUUUCAUUCUUUUUUCAACUUGAUGGGCGAGCUGCUGCAUUUCGCAGAUCGAAAUUUUUACUGCGACUGGUGGAACGCAAACAAUAUCGAUACAUUUUGGAGAACUUGGAACAUGCCGGUGCAUCGCUGGGCUGUGCGACAUCUCUAUAUUCCGAUUGUGGAGAUGGGCUAUAGUAAGACCACGGCGUCGGUGACCGUCUUCUUCAUCAGCGCUUUCUUCCAUGAAUAUCUCGUCAGUGUACCCUUGAAGACGUUCAAGAUAUGGGCUUUUAUGGGUAUGAUGGGACAGAUACCACUGUCGGUGUUGAGCAAGAUGGCGGAGCGAUACUGCGGCGCCAGAUGGGGCAACAUCGUCGUAUGGGCAAGCCUCAUCAUCGGGCAACCACUUUGUAUAAUGAUGUAUUACCACGAUUAUGUUGUAACUCAUUUUGGUGAGACUCUAAUCGAGGACUAUUCUGUGGUAUAAGGGAGAUAAAAGAAAUAAAAACGCGAAAACGGGAGAAGAACUUCUCAAAAAGAAGCUCGCGAGCAAUCUAUCGCUUUCUUUCGAGGUCAUCGAUUUUAUCAAUCGCGUAACUAUUCACUUGUAUUCUGGAAAAAAGUUCCUCGAAUCAUCGUCCUGAUGAUUUCUCUCUGAAAAUUCAAUAACGAUGAAUGUGCCUCAGGGUAUAUGUAUAAUUGUUCGCGUUGAAUAAAUGGUGCGUCACGAAUGAACGUUAAAACGAAACCAUAGUUUCGUGAUUGUUUGAAGGUACUAUUACAUGCAUUUAAUAAGUAUGUUAAUAUAUAAAUGUGCUAUAAAGUUGUAAAUAAUUCCCAGUCGAUUCGGUAUCAGAUGUAUAGCGGAAUUUAAUAAUUUUUGUACGGUAACUUCUUAAUCGCUUCCGCGACGUGGGUGGCACAACUAUUGUCAAAUAAAUAAAAUAUUUUUUGUAUGAGA
This is a messenger RNA of Formica exsecta, 1974 nucleotides long. It is a transcript of the gene mdy, whose product is annotated as diacylglycerol O-acyltransferase 1. Gene Ontology annotation, molecular function: diacylglycerol O-acyltransferase activity. The transcript has 13 exons. Gene Ontology annotation, biological process: triglyceride biosynthetic process. The record is from RefSeq and is a predicted model, not a curated record. The coding region runs from base 1 to 1500 and encodes 499 amino acids. Gene Ontology annotation, cellular component: endoplasmic reticulum membrane. NCBI's taxonomy places the organism in Eukaryota, Metazoa, Arthropoda, Insecta, Hymenoptera, Formicidae.